Molecule: messenger RNA, 935 nt
Organism: Aphis gossypii (cotton aphid)
Lineage: Eukaryota; Metazoa; Arthropoda; Insecta; Hemiptera; Aphididae
Product: probable serine/threonine-protein kinase ifkB
Exons: 7
Coding region: 95-850 (251 amino acids)
Source: RefSeq, a predicted model, not a curated record
CCUUAUAUAAAUAUUAUAUUCCUACUGGUCAUAACAGUCUAGUUCUAUAAAAUUAUUUGUUUUGAGUUCCGUUAAUAUAGUGUUUAUAUUUAAAAUGGAAUAUUAUACAAAAACAUUGUACUUCCUAAAAAGGAAAAGGCAAAUAGAAGACGAGCAUAAUUAUCCCAAAAGACAAAAAAAUAUUGUGCAAACUAUAGAUGAGGAUGAUGUACUUCUAAUUGAUUCGGAUUACAGAUUUUCCGAUGAGGAAGACAAUAUCGAAUAUCGUGAUCUAUUAAAUAAAAAAACACCCAAGGAGAACGAAAUUAUUAGAUCUUCUAUAGUCGACCUCACCGGAGAUGACGAAGCCGGAUCAAUUAUUUCAAUCACAAGCUCAGUUGAGGAAUCUUCAUCUGAUGAAGAUAAUGAUGAUGAUGAUUUCAGUAGCACAUCAAAUACUAAUGAUUCUUAUAGCGCACACGAUAUAAUUGAUCCGACUGUAGAAGAUGACGACAUUAUAUCAAUCACAAGCUCAGUUGAGGAAUCUUCAUCUGAUGAAGAUAAUGAUGAUGAUGAUUUCAGUAGCACAUCAAAUACUAAUGAUUCUUACAACGUACACGAUAUAAUUGAUCUGACUGUAGAAGAUGAUGACAUUAUAUCAAUCACAAGCUCAGUUGAGGAAUCUUCAUCUGAUGAAGAUAAUGAUGAUGAUGAUUUCAGUAGCACAUCAAAUACUAAUGAUUCUUACAACGUACACGAUAUAAUUGAUCCGACUGUAAAAGAUGACGACAUUAUAUCAAUCCACCGGAAGGAAUGUAUCCGAGAGGCAUUCGAGACGUAUUCGCAAAACUAUACAGAGAAGAAGGACUGAAAGCAUUGUACGCCGGUGUAACGCCAGUUAUGCUCCGAGCAUUCCCUGCUAAUGCCGCUUGCUUUUUGGGCGUAGAGUUUGGAUU